This is a messenger RNA of Argentina anserina (silverweed cinquefoil), 2684 nucleotides long. RefSeq lists its product as uncharacterized. Lineage: Eukaryota; Viridiplantae; Streptophyta; Magnoliopsida; Rosales; Rosaceae. The transcript is spliced from 4 exons. Bases 140 to 2443 code for a protein of 767 amino acids. The record is from RefSeq and is a predicted model, not a curated record.
GUUUAUUUACAGACUGAACAAAAUCGCAGUUUCUCCUCCGUCCUUUUCUUCUCCAUCGGAUUUCUUCUAUCCAUUCAUCUCUCUCUCUCUCCUCACCAAGGAUUCAUGUAAUUUUUUCUGCCUGAUUGUUUUGUGAACUAUGGAUCAGAGUGAUAGUUAUAAGGAAACAGACCAAGGGAAUGAAAUAAAGAGUGCAACAGAAGUUUUGAAUCAUACAGAAUCAUCUGACAUUAUCCCCUCUCCUGCAGAAGCACCCAGCAAACCAGUGUCAUUUGAACAGGAGAUCCCCUGUUCUGUGGAAGCACUGAGAACACCUGAAAUAGAAGUGUCGAAUAAUCAAGAGUCAUCUGACCUUAUCCCCUCUCCUGCAGAAGCAACCAACAACCCGGAGUCGUCAACAAUCCCCUUUUCUGCUGAAGUGCUCAGUACACCCAAGUUAGAUUUGUUAACUAACCCAGAAUUAUCUGAACACAUCCCCUCUGCUGCAGAAGCACCCAACAAACCAGAUUCGACUGAAGUAAAGAUCCCCCGUUCUGCCAACGUACUCAGUAUUCCCGGGUCAGGUGAAAAUAAGAUGUCCUCUCCUAUAGCAUCAAGCAAACCUGAUUUAAAUGAAAAGAGAGCCGCAUCCCCUGCAGAAGCAUCAAAUUAUAGAAAAAAAUUUCCAAAAUCAUUGAAGGGGAAAGCUAAAAUCGUUAAGAAAUCUCUGAUUGAUGACAGUUUGAAAGGUAGCAAAGCUACAAGUAGUUCAAUGGUUAAUGCAAAGAGAAGGAGGUUCAGAAAUAAGGGUUCCAAAGUGAGCAGCAACAAAAGAGAAGAUUCGAAGAAGGUGAGUUCAAUAAAAGAUAAGCAACAGAAAACUACUGAUGAACAGAAGAUGGAAAAGAGCAAUCAGGCACAGAAGAAUAAGGGAAAGAUGGAUGAAGUCGAAAAGAGCGAACAGAAGGAUUUAGAAAAACGCCAUGGGCCAGAAAAGAGAGAAAAGCCUGGUGGUUUAAUAUUUAUGUGCAGCGGGAAGACAAAGCCAGACUGUUUCCACUACCGUGUAAUGGGUGUUUCAAUGGGUAAAAAAGACACUGUGUUGAGUAUUAAACCUGGGUUGAAGCUGUUUCUUUAUGAUUUUGACCUUAAGCUUUUAUACGGAGUUUACAAGGCAUCCUCUUCAGGUGGCUUAAAACUCGAGCCAAAAGCUUUUGGUGGAGCCUUUCCUGCUCAGGUUCGGUUCAAUGUGGAUAAAGAUUGUCUUCCUCUGCCUGAAAGCGUUUUCAGGAAGGCAAUAAAGGAAAACUAUGAUGAAAAGAAGAAGUUUAAAACUGAACUUACAGUUCGACAAGUGAGAAAAUCUACCCCUCUAUUCUUCUUUCAGGUCAGGAAGCUCACAGCUCUUUUCCGUCCGGCUCAAGUUCAUUCAUCUAUUCUACCCACACAUUCCCCACUCAGGGCGAACAAUCGGGAAAGGGGAACUCGUGGGAGGGCGAGGGAAGUGCUGCCACUUUCACACAGGGAUGCUCAUGCUAGAGAUCCCUAUCGCGAUGGCGAUGCCAGGGGUCAUCCAUUAGUUGCUCAUGCUAAAGAUCCCUAUCGCGAUGGCGAUGCCAGGGGUUAUCCAUUAGUAGCUCAUGAAAGGGAGAAGCAUGCUGCGUAUCAUGAUGUGGGAUCUGCAAGGAGAGAGGAAAUUCCUCGUAAUUUGUACCUCUCUGAAAAGGAAUAUCGAGUUUAUGGUCUUCAAGGAGAGAGAAGAAAUCUUGCUACCCGCCCCAUAAGCCCAGUUGUAGAAGUUCAGCAGAGAAACUAUGAAGGGGACCAUCUUGUAAGGCAGCCUAACCUUUAUAGGGAGGCUGCCCCUGCACAUCGAGAAACUGUUCUUUCUGAUCCUCUCUACUUGAAUGAUCAAGAGUAUUCGGCUUAUACUGUUGGUGCUAGACACGAGUUGCAACCUGCAAUAUCAGUUUCCACUGUAGAUUUGUAUGCAAGGGAUCCCUACCAUAGUACCUAUAGCUAUUAUGGGGCUUCAUCGUUGGACAAAUAUGCAGCCCCUCAGAGGAGAGAGGAGUUUCCUUUGGGUUACUUUGCUGGUGCAAGGAGAGAAUCUUAUUUGGUUGAGAAUGAUCCCUUGCAAAGGAGAGCACCUGAUCAUGUAGAGAGAAGUUUGUACUCCACACAUGCUGCUGCUGCCAUUGAUGAUCGUUUAGAGAGAAGCUUGUAUUCAGGACAUGCUGCUGCUGAUGAUCGUUUAGAGAGAAGAUACUCAGCACAGGCCACUGUUGUUGGUGAUCAUAUAGGGAGAAGCCUGUACUCAGCACAGGCUGCUACUGCUGUUGAUGAUCAUUUAGGGAGAAGCCUGUACUCAGCACGUGAUGCUACUGCCCUGGAUGCUGUUACUCAGCCUGCGCCAGUUUCAUCUCGUUAUGCAUUCGCUGGUGCAUCAUACUCCUAUCGCUAAACCCUAGAAGCCAUAUGCUUUUGCUCGGGAAUCAUACUCUUAUGCUUUCACUGUUUUUCUUUUCUUUAACAGAGCUACAGUCUAUGUUUCUCCAAGAAGGCAAGAACAACACAAAUGUUUGUUCCUUGAGACAAAAAGGGCAAAUAUUUGGAAUUCUUUUAUCAUUCUGUUAAAACAAACGUAUCUCCUAGUUCUUUAUUGAACUAAGCAGUUUAAUAACAAAGUAUAGCUCCAUUUUGUA